CCGGAACGAAACCGAAACUCACACUGUCACUGCAGAUCCGCCCUCAGGCCGCCUCGUCCUGCCUGAGAGCCGCUGAUAAACUGUUGUUUACAGUCUUUCUAAAGGACCACAGGCACUGAGUGUGGACGCGGAACUGAAAGUGACGUCUUCGACGAAGAAGCCGUUAGAAGACGAAGGAGAGACCAGCAGCUGUUGGAGAAAAUGGCUUCUACAAGCGCACUGAUAGAGGAUGAUCUCAUAUGCUGUGUGUGCUGUGACAUCUUCAGGGAUCCUGUUGUUCUGUCAUGCAGCCACAGCGUGUGUAGAACCUGCGUAAAGAAGUUCUGGAAAUCUAAAGGAUCUCGAGAAUGUCCAGUUUGUAGGAAAAGAUUCUCCAAAGCGAACCCUCCCCGUAACCUCGCCCUGAAGAACGUGUGUGAGGCUUUUCUAGAGAGCCAGAACCAGAACCAGAACCAGACAGCCUCAAUUUCAGCUUCAGCUUCAGCAGAGACUGAGGUGCUCUGCAGUCUGCACAAUGAGAAACUCAAACUCUUCUGUCUGGAUGAUCAGCAGGCUGUGUGUGUGGUGUGUCACCUGUCAAACACUCAUAAAAAUCACCGCUGCUGUCCAGUUGAUGAAGCUGUGUAUGACUCUAAGAAUAAACUCAAGUCUGCUUUGGUGCCUCUACAGAAGAAUCUGAAGGUCUUAAUAGAAACUAAACAAGACUAUGACCAAACAGCAGCUCACAUUAAGACGGAGGCCCAGCACACAGAGAGGCAGAUAAAGAAGGAGUUUGAGAAGCUUCACCAGUUUCUAAGAGAUGAAGAAGCAGCAAGGAUAGCUGCACUGAAGGAGGAAGAGGAGCAGAAGAGUCAGAUGAUGAAGAGAUGGAUUAGGGAGAUUAAUGGAGAAAUAUCAGCUCUUUCUGAUAAAAUCAGAAACCUAGAGAAGGAAAUGGAAGCUGAGGACAUUCCGUUCUUACAGAAUUUCAUGUACACAGAAAAACAAGCUCAUUUCACACCAAAGGAUCCAGAGGAGACAUCAGGAGCUCUGAUCAAUGUUGCUAAACAUGUUUCCAACCUGAAGUUCAGAGUGUGGGAGAACAUGCAGGAGAUUCUCCAGUACACCCCUGUUACUCUGAACCCCAACACUGCACAUCCAGCCCUCUACAUGUCUGAAGAUCUCACUACUGUGGAAUUUAGAAAAAAGAAACCAUCACUUCCUGAUAAUCCAGAGAGAUUUGAUACUUUCGUGUGUGUUCUGGGUUCUGAGGGGUUCAACUCGGGGACACACUGCUGGGACGUCCAGGUUGGAGACAGUGAAAACUGGGAACUGGGUGUGGUCAGAGACUCUGCACCGAGAAAAGGAUUUUCUUUCCUGGGUUUGAUGUUUAGUCUGUACUACCAUCAAAGCAGUGAUACAUAUUUGGUACACUGCCCUGGACAGCCGGAUCACAUCCUCACACCUACAGAGAAGCUGCAGAGGGUCAGAGUGCAGCUGGACUGGGACAGGGGGAAAGUGACCUUCACUGAUCUUCUAACCAACACACACCUGCACACUAUAACACACACGUUUACUCAGAGAGUUUUACCAUUUUUCAAUAAUAUGAGUUUACUGUGUCCCCUGAGGAUCUUACCCAUGAAAGUAUCAGUAAAAGCAGAAUAGGGUUAAUCUGUGUAUUGCUUAGCAUAACCUUCAUAAUGAUGUAGAACGUACGGAUAACAAGGAUGGAAAUGUUUUUGAACACAUUAGCUCACAAUACAAGCAUGCUUUAUGAAAACUGCGGAUCAUCGGAGUACAAUUUAUAGAGAUUCCAGAAAAUGACAUACUUUCCCAAACUAAACUGUCUUCUGUUUAUUUAUGUGUUAUCUUGUACAUAUGAGAGAUUAUUGUUCUAAAAAGUGUACAGAGAAACCAUAUCUACAACACCAGUACAGUGGCCAGUACAGUGGACUAUGUAAAGUUAAUGAGACACAGUAUUAAAUAUAUGUAUAUAUACCCAAAUUAUACACUUGAGCUGUCCACAGUUUAUGCAUUUAUGAGAAACUGUGCCACCGUGUAGCAUAAAUUGGCAUAAUGUAUAAAACCAGAAAUCAGCUCAACCUAAAGUCAAGGUAACUGAUUGCAUUUAUUUACUUGGGUUAACUCAACUUGAGGACACCAGAAUUCACCCAUCUCACACUUCUUAGCCAAAAGUUCUUCUAACUAUUAUAUCUAGUUUAUAGGCUUAGUAUAGAAUUUGUUUUAUUGUAUUAUUAUAAUUAUUAUUAUUAUUAUUAUCAUGCAUUUACAUUCCACAUAUUUUUUUUUCUCCUCUAAAAGUAAUAAAAUGGAACAUAAAGUUUAUCCCAAAUACAUGAAUCAAGGAAAUCAGGGUUGAAAUCGAUACAAUAGCAUCAUUAAGUAGCAAGAAUCUCCUAGUAUAUGCAGUGUUAUGUACAUUUGUACAAAAACCCUUGGCUACCCUUGCCAAAUAACAUGUUUUGUGGAUCUAUUAAGAUAAGUAAACACAGUCUCUGCAGGAUUGUUAUUUAUUUAUUUAUUUGUUUGCAAAUGUUAUUUCAUAAUUGAAUAGCAGAAAUACAUAAACUGGUAUUUCUGGAAGUAUUCAUAAGACACCCCCCAUAUUUAACAGUUGACAAGGUGUAAUUUUCUUUUUGGUGCUAUAUAGAACCCUUUUCAAAAAGCUUAUAUAUAGAACCAUCUACAGCACAUUUUCCAUCAGUCUGCGGAACCCUUUCACGAUGCAAAGAACUCUUUAAUGCGAAAAGUUCUUUGAACGUUCAUGGUUCUGUAUAGAACCAUUUUCAUUUCUAAAGAAUCCCUGAAAAACCAUCAUUUUUAAGUGUGUAUUUUAUAUUUUUUGAGUAAAUCAAAUAUAAAAUAACAUAUUGUGGCGCUUUACCACUGGCUGUGCUUCCCUUAAACAGUGACUGUUAUUGCUGUUGUUGGAUUUAUUUGUAGUGUGAGUUGUGUUAUGUGUUACUUGUGUCAUUCAGUGUUGAAGUGUGGGUUUGGUUGUGUGAGUUAGUGCUUUAACUGUGAAGUGGGAGUGUAUGGGUGGUGGGUGGUGACCUCCCUGCUAUUUCUGUGUCUAUGAUGUGGCAUUUCCGCCUUGUCCUGAAUAAAAAUGAGCAUUCUCGAUCAGAAAUUCUGUUCUAACCUGACACUUUGACUGAUCAACACCACAAUAGUUCCCUUCAGUGGUUGUGUUUACUUCUUUUUACUUCAAAAAUCAACAAAGUAGAUUUUGGCCAGUGUGGCUAAAAUUUUGCAUACAAUUUUAGGUGAUAAAAUUCCUUGAAGCCCUUUCAAUAGAAAUAUAAUUUUAUUAUGUUUUGAACAAGAAGAGCAUACAAAGUUCAAGAAACACUAUGUACAUGUAAAUGGCAAUGCCUGAGUCUUAACAAGCAAAUCAAAAGCCAAUUAACAGCAAUGACCCCUUAACACUUGCACAUAACGGUUUUACAGUGGAGAUGUUUUAGACUUUUUAGUCAGAUUGUUUUAUGGUCAGUUCAGCAGUUCAGAUCUUCAGAAUGUCUCCUUUAUGUAUUUAAAUCAUCUCCACAGAGUGACUGUGACCCAUCUGCCCCAAAAACACUUGUGUAAUCAUGCAGGUGUUGAUAGCAGAGCUCCAUUCA
Molecule: messenger RNA, 3620 nt
Organism: Colossoma macropomum (tambaqui)
Lineage: Eukaryota; Metazoa; Chordata; Actinopteri; Characiformes; Serrasalmidae
Product: tripartite motif-containing protein 35-like
Exons: 6
Coding region: 202-1644 (480 amino acids)
Biological process (GO): protein ubiquitination
Molecular function (GO): zinc ion binding; ubiquitin-protein transferase activity; protein binding
Source: RefSeq, a predicted model, not a curated record